Messenger RNA from Symbiodinium sp. CCMP2456, 348 nucleotides. NCBI's taxonomy places the organism in Eukaryota, Dinophyceae, Suessiales, Symbiodiniaceae. The record is from the annotation of a GenBank genome assembly.
AUGGGCAACAGAAGCUCAGAGGCUCAUCCAAAGAUACCGACGAGCCCACGACUUCGAGGAGAUCCGCGCAAGCGGACGCAGAGGAGAGAGGGCAACCGCACUGCUCGCUUUGGCUUUCAGGCCACCCGAGAUUCUCAGAAGUCCUGUCGCUUGAAGCGCCCCUUUGAAACUUUGGAGACGGCUUUUCAGGUGACCUGUCAGGUGAUGAUUGCCUUGCUCUCCCCGAGGGUUCACCCUUGGAUGAGAAGAUUGUCAGCUUGCCUUCGCAGCUAUCCAGAGGUGCUGCCUUCUCCAGCCUUCUCCGUCUUGGUCUCUGGUUUCCAUGCAAAGCUGGUCUUGGACGUCUGA